Molecule: messenger RNA, 1571 nt
Organism: Brassica oleracea var. oleracea
Lineage: Eukaryota; Viridiplantae; Streptophyta; Magnoliopsida; Brassicales; Brassicaceae
Product: mitogen-activated protein kinase kinase kinase 2
Exons: 1
Coding region: 222-1571 (449 amino acids)
Biological process (GO): protein phosphorylation
Molecular function (GO): ATP binding; protein kinase activity
Source: RefSeq, a predicted model, not a curated record
AAAGAAUGUCGUCUCCGAGUUUGAACCAAAACCCAUGCCAAAGUCACAUACACACACUUCAACUUACCCAUAACACAUACACACAUAAAUGAAUUUGUAUACUACUAUAUAAUAAGCUUCUUAUGAGCCAUUUGCUUAAAACAAUUCAAAACCUCUAAAGAUCAUUUCUCCAAACUCGCUAACCUCAUACCUACUGUUUUUUUUCAUUUCCUCUGUUACCAAUGGAUAUUAUUACUUGGACAAGAGGACCAAUCAUCGGUCGAGGCUCCACAGCCACCGUCUCAAUAGCAGUUUCAAACUCCGGUGAGAUGUUCGCCGUCAAAUCAGCCGAUUUCUCUUCUUCAGCGUUCUUGCAGAACGAGCAAUCGAUUUUGUCUACAUUGAGCUCUCCACACAUAGUCAAGUACAUAGGCUCUGAUGUAACACCGGAGAAGGAAGGAUUGGCUUACAAUCUCCUGAUGGAGUACGUUUCCGGCGGGAGUCUUCACGAUUUAAUCAAAAACUCCGGCGGGAAGUUGCCGGAGCCGGCGAUCAGAUCAUACACGCGUCAGAUUCUCAGGGGUCUGAGUUAUCUCCACGAGAGAGGGAUUGUUCACUGCGACUUGAAGAGCCAGAACGUGCUGGUCGAAGAAAACGGCGUCGUAUGUAAAAUCGCUGAUAUGGGUUGUGCUAAACCGGUUUUAAAGUCUGGAUUUUCCGGUACACCGGCGUUUAUGGCGCCAGAGGUUGCUCGCGGCGAAGAACAGAGGUUUCCAGCCGACGUGUGGGCGUUAGGGUGUACGGUGAUCGAGAUGAUGACCGGGGCAAGCCCUUGGCCGGAGCUAAACGACGUCGUUGCUGCAAUGUAUAAGAUUGGAUACUCCGGCGAGUCGCCGGAGAUUCCUGAGUGGAUAUCGGAGAAAGGUAAGGACUUUCUGAUGAGUUGUUUGGAGAAUGAUCCGAAACAGAGAUGGACGGUGGAAGGGUUGCUUAAACACCCUUUCCUCGACGAAGACGAAGACGUAGAAUCUCAUCUGCAGAGUUCGUCUUCUCCGAGCACUGUGUUGGAUCAACGGUUUUGGAACUCAUGCGAAGCUUCGGAAAGUCGCUCGCUUUCGAUGGAUCACGAAUACCCUUUUGCUGGUUACUCGGGUGCUUGGGAUUCACCGGCUGAUCGGAUCGAGCAACUCGCCGGAGAUGAGUUUUCAAGCGUUCCGGAUUGGGAUACGGUAGCUGACGGCGAGUGGAUUCAAGUGAGAGGCGACGUUCUUCAAGACGCGGUAUGCGUCGAGGAAACGUCGUCGUCUUCGCAAGAGAUUGAAGUAGUUGACGAAUGGAUAUCGGAUCAAGACAGCUUGUUCUCGGAAUAUUCUCUUGACGGCGUCAUUACCAGUUUUUACUAUAAUGUUUCUAUUCAAAGAAAUGUUAUUGUAUUUUAUUAUUAUCGUGUUGGAGAUCAAAAUGUACCAAUAAAGAAAAUGUUUCGUUAUACCAAUGAGAAUAAGAAAAACAUUUAUCCGUCAAAUUGCAAGCUCUUUCUAAUUCACCAACCAAUUACGAACAACCAUGUCCUAAUAAGUCAUAACAAAUAG